Akanthomyces muscarius is the source of this 867-nucleotide messenger RNA. RefSeq lists its product as uncharacterized. Bases 1 to 867 code for a protein of 288 amino acids. The record is from RefSeq and is a predicted model, not a curated record. Gene Ontology annotation, molecular function: lipase activity. Gene Ontology annotation, biological process: lipid catabolic process. The transcript has a single exon. Lineage: Eukaryota; Fungi; Ascomycota; Sordariomycetes; Hypocreales; Cordycipitaceae.
AUGAUUGCUCCUGCCGUCGCCAUCGCCCUGCUCGUUUCACUCUUGGCCAGCGUCAGCCAAGCGUGGCCCGCGCAGCCAAGAACGGGAGCAGCGCUUCAACGGCGCAUCAUCGUCGGAAACGACUUUGGCUGCCGCUCCAAGUUCAGACCUGUUGUUGUCCUCCACGGCCUCUUCGCCACCCGCGAGACCGACCUCAACCUCCUCGAGACCUGGCUCCGCCUCCAGGGCUACUGCACCUUUGGGCUCACCUACGGCGCGCCGCCGCUCCUCAUCAGCGUCGGCGGCGUCGCGGCGAUUGACGACUCGGCGGCGCAGAUCCGCAACUCCAUCAACGAGGUCCUCACCAAGACGGGCGCGAGCAAGGUCGACAUCGUCGGCCACUCCGAGGGCGGCUUCCAGGCGCUCUACGUGGCCAAGCGGGAGGGGCUCAGCGCCCGCAUCGGCAGGAUUGUCGCGCUGGCGCCGCCGACCAGCGGCGCCGCGUACCCCAACCUCGUCGGGCUGGGCGACCUGCUCCGUCCCGCGGUCAGCGUGCAGAUCCUCACGGGCGGCUGCCUGGGCUGCGUCGGCCUGCUGCCGGGCAGCACCGAGGUGGCCAGCCUCCACGACGGCCCGGUGACGCAGCCGGGCAACGACGUGACGGUCAUCGCGACCAGAUACGACAAGGUGGUCACGCCGCCGGGCACGGCGUCGUUUAUCCACGAAAGUGGCGUGUACAAUGUGUUUGUGCAGGACGUGUGCUCGGCUGAUCUUACCACCCACAACGGCAUGGCCCUGGAUCCAAACGUGUGGAACUUGAUACACAACGCACUGACGGGCGACAACGGCCGCGAGUUUACUUGCGUCCCCUACAUCAGCCCAGUAUAG